AUGGAUUUCCCUGAAGGUGGUUGGAGAGCAUGGGCAACAGUGGCUGGAUCAUUCUUGUUCAAUUUUUGUGGUUUUGGUUAUACAAUGUCGUUUGGCGUGUACCAGGCUUAUUAUGUCGAACAUUAUAUCACAAACCAGUCGACUUCUACAAUCUCGUGGAUCGGGAGCGUGAAUUCAUUUUUGAUGAUCUCUGGCGGUGUAAUAGUUGGGAGGUUGUUUGACAAAGGAUAUUUCUAUCAUCUCAUUACUAUUGGUUCACUAUUAUAUUGUUUUUCGCUUUUUAUGUUGUCUCUAGCUCAACCUGAUAAUUUCUAUCAAAUAUUCCUCACCCAAGGAUUAGGAAUGGGCAUAGGAGCAGGUAUCAUCUAUGUCCCCACGGUCGCCGUUGUAUCUCAUUACUUCCUGCGAUACCGAGUGAUUGCGAUGACCAUUGCUGUAUCAGGAACUUCACUUGGCGCCGUCAUCCAUCCCAUUAUGAUGAAUAAACUACUCAACAGUAAUAUGUCAUUUGGAAAUGCUGUGCGGAUAAGUGCUGGCAUGGUCACAGGCUUGCUCAUCAUCGCUUCUAUGCUUAUGCGCACGCGACUUCCGCCUCCAAAACGCCUCAUUCCUUUGGGUGAAGCAGUUAAGAAAUUUUCUCGUGAUAGAGCAUAUGUGUUCGCGGCUUUGGGGUUGCUGGUCUUCACCAUGGCUUUCUACUACCCGCUCUUUUAUAUUCAACUAGAUGCAACGGCCCAUGGUCUCAGUCAAACGAACUCGUUCUAUUCGGUAAAAUUUCUCGUCAUUUUGAAUGCCUCGAGUUUCUUUGGGCGGAUCCUUCCUGGCUUCUUUGCCCAGACCCUCGGUGUUCACAACAUGAUUACUGUGGCUGACAUGGGGUGCACUGUUUUGAUCUUCGGGAUGAUCGGGCUUCGCAACCUGGGAGGCUUUAUCGCCGUCGAGAUCUUCUACGGAUUCUUUGCAGGAACAUUUGUAGGUCUGAUGGGACCAUUGAUGGCUUUGUUAAGUGAUGAUGUCUCAGAACUGGGGGCUCGCAUGGGUAUCGGUUUCUUGUUCUCCGGUACACCUAUCUCUGGUGCUUUGCUCUCUACUCAGGAUAUCUGGUGGAAGCCUGCACUCUUCAGCGGAGUGAGUAAUUGCAGUUCACAUCUGAUGGCCAUUUUUUAUUGA
Serpula lacrymans var. lacrymans S7.9 is the source of this 1170-nucleotide messenger RNA. RefSeq lists its product as uncharacterized. NCBI's taxonomy places the organism in Eukaryota, Fungi, Basidiomycota, Agaricomycetes, Boletales, Serpulaceae. Gene Ontology annotation, molecular function: transmembrane transporter activity. The coding region runs from base 1 to 1170 and encodes 389 amino acids. The record is from RefSeq and is a predicted model, not a curated record. Gene Ontology annotation, cellular component: fungal-type vacuole membrane. The transcript is spliced from 12 exons. Gene Ontology annotation, biological process: transmembrane transport.